UUUAAUCCGGACAAACUUGCAAGUGGAAUGUUAAGCAUAGACAUACAACUACCCAUUGCCAGCCAUGCCAAGAUGGCAAACAAAAUACUAGCCCUAUUAUACUCACAGAUAUGGAUUCCAAGAUCAGCAACUGCUAACACAUCUGAAGUAAAGAGAGUCAAAUGGAAAAGAUACUCCCUUCCGAUCGUAAGCUCCAGUAAUACCUACUCAUCAAAAGCUAUCCCAGAUGAUAAAAAUUUACUAAAGUUAAUAAUGGAAGUUACAGAUUUACAGGCAAACCACAACA
Acaulospora morrowiae is the source of this 286-nucleotide messenger RNA. The record is from the annotation of a GenBank genome assembly. NCBI's taxonomy places the organism in Eukaryota, Fungi, Glomeromycota, Glomeromycetes, Diversisporales, Acaulosporaceae.